AUGAAGCCGCCGCCGCUGCUGCUGCUGCUGCCGAGGCUCUUCGUGGUCGUAGCGCUGUGUUUCAAUGCAGCCUGUGGCCUGUACGCCGACCAAGCCGGUGAGUUCGACUGGAGCACGAAAAACGUGGGGCGUGUGCACGCCGUGGCAUUCAGCGGCGCUGGGGCGCACGAUCCGCACUUAACAGACGUACCUACGCGGAGUGUGUACGUGGCGUCAGACGAGACCUCGCGGGCGCUUGCGCGUUUGGAUGCACAAAGUGGUGAAAUUCAAUGGCGGCGCGUGUUUCCCGAAGGGGACGCGAUUGACGACAUUCAGUGGACGACGUUUGGGAUUUUAUCCGUCUCACGAUCUGGACGCAAUGUGAGACUUUGGGACUUGGACUCGGGCGUGCUCUUAUGGGACGAAGUGACGACGAGUGGAGGUUAUAGUCAGGUCACGACUGUGUUUGGUGGGCUCUUCGCAUUGGACAGUGACCAUUCGGUCAUAUUGACGUCUUCCAGUGUGGCUUCAGUGAGUCUCAAGGAUGGAACACUGAAAGUGCAGCCGCUCCCUGAAGAUUUUGCCAAGGCAGCUGUGGAGGCAACGACAUUGUCGUGGCAGGUGAGCUCCGACAAUGCAGCGUUGUUUGUGAUGGCAGGCCGUCACGUACUGCGCUUUGACGUCACGUCGGGUCAUGUGUUGAACCUCUUUACUCGUUUGGAAGUUGACCAGAAGGACGAGAGCAGUAAGCUGGCUGUCAAAGUGCUGCGUCACGACAGUGAACAGCACAAGGCGGUUGUAGUAACGUUGACAAAUGACCACUUGCUGCUGCAGGGGCUUGAGAGUGAGAAGGAUGGUUCGAAAACUUCUCUCAGCUCACUUGAACUGGCGGGGGACAAGGUCGUGGCAAUCGAUUCGAGUAUUUCGAAUGCGCUGGUAGUGGUUUUGGCAUCUGGAAAGCGGGCAAUAUUAAAAGUCUCAAGCUCGCUUGAACUGGAAGUUACUGCUGUGAUCGCUGAAGGUGUUUUGGUAGAAUCCGUGACAGAGAAGUCGGCGCUCUUUCAUGUUGCUGCGAAAAGCACCAGCAAGUUGCUGGAAGUCACGUCGUAUGCGCUGGACCAGACUUUAGUCUCUACUGUCUCGUGGACAGCUGAUCUAGACAUAGCAUCAUUUGGUGGUGACGUCUCUCGCGCAUUCGUUGGAUGUCCUGACAUGAAAAAGAGCGUAGCUCCAAGUUGCGACGUUGUGUUGGUCUUAAAGGAUGACGCUCUUGUUAUGACGUCGAAUAAUGACAAGGCUAAUUCUGCUGGCAAUGGGAAUGUCGGGUGGGUGCGCGAAGAAUCGCUGGCGAACAUUAAGCAUGUGCGCUGGAUUACGCCGGCAGAGACGGAGAUUGAGAAGCAGGCGUUGAAGCACAUUCCUUCUUUCAUGGAGGAGCUACAGCUUGAGAUCAAGCAUCUUCGGCAGCUUGUUGAAAAAAUGAUAUCGUUUUCCUCGUCGCUGCUAGACGACAGCAGUCACCAGCGUGUUGUCGAUCGAUCUCGUGCUGCACGCAAGGAGCCACCUAAUGCUCACUUGUUUGGUUUUUCCAAGUAUAUCGUGGUGCUUACUGAAAGCGGCAAGCUGUUUGCUAUUCGCGCUGAAGCUAGCACGGUCGCAUGGUCUGUGUUUGUGGGCCCAGAGUAUCAGCUCUUCGUGACUCGCGACCACCCAGCCCUCGGUUCUGGUGCUGAGUUGUUGUUAGUCUCCAACUCGUCAAAGCUUGUGUGGUUUGAUGGCGAUGAUGGUCGUCAGUUGGAUGCGACUGAUGCUGGUGCAGGUACAGGUGCCUCGUGGGUGGUUUUGUUACCCAAGCGAAAGCACCUCGCCACUGAUGACGAACCUGUAGCGCGUCGCACGGUGGCUGUGAUUUCGGAGGAUUCACUGAAGGUGUCGCUUUACCCAAAGGACACGGCAGAUAUCGCGCAUCCAGAGCUGGACCACUUUUACUUCUACCGGUACGACGACAUUCUGAACGUGCUUCGUGGCUAUGCAAUCAAAAAUAAGGGUGAUGCCAGUGCCGUGGACUACCGCGCUCAUGAAGUAUGGUCCAUCGUUCUACCUCGCGAGCAACGCGUGAUUGCUACGUCUCGCCACCAUGAUCACUUGGUUGUUGACUCAGCUGUGACCAUUACUGGCGACGACUCGCUGCUGAUCAAGUAUCUAAAUCCGAAUCUGUUCGGAGUAGCGACAAUUGCUACAGAGCUCUCAGCAGAUGAUGAUGAGGCUGUGUCUACGCUUCACGUCAAUUUGAUCGACUCUGUAGCAGGACGCAUUAUCCACCGUGCUCGCCAUUUGCAUGCGAAAGGACCUGUGCACAUGGUGCAGAGCGAGAAUUGGAUGGUGUACUCGUACUGGAACCUAAGAGAGAAGCGCUCUGAGAUGGUGUCGCUAUCGCUCUUCGACGGAGCCGUGGGAAUGCAUUCACUUAACCUAUGGAAGCGUUCAUCGUGGGCUUCCACACGGUCGUCGUUCGACCCAAAGGCGCCUUUUGUGCUUCAGAAGAGUUUCAUUUACCCUACUAAGAUUACGUCCCUGCAGGUGACGGUGACGGCGCACGGCAUCACACCACAGGCCAUCUUGGUUGGCAUGGAAACUGGCCAGAUUUUCAAGUUAGCUCGCAACUUCAUUGAUCCGCGUCAGCCUGAGAAGCCACUCACACCCGAGGAACAAGCAGAAGGGCUGAUGAUGUACUCGCCGCUGGUGCCCGUAUACAACCAACCUCAAGCCAUGCUGACGUACAACCGUACGGUGGAGAACUUGAAAUGUAUCAGUACGGCCCCUGCCGAGCUCGAGUCGACCACUUUGGUGUUUGCUCACGGUCUCGACAUGUUUUACAUGCGCAUGACACCUGUCAAGUCGUUUGAUCUGCUACCGUCCGACUUCAAUCAUGAGAUGCUAAUUCUCCUGUGUGUGGCUUUCCUAGUAGUGACAUUUCUCACAAAGACACUCGCGCAGCGCAAGGCGUUGCAGACGGCGUGGAAAUAA
This is a messenger RNA of Peronospora matthiolae, 3006 nucleotides long. NCBI's taxonomy places the organism in Eukaryota, Oomycota, Peronosporomycetes, Peronosporales, Peronosporaceae. The record is from the annotation of a GenBank genome assembly.